Messenger RNA from Penicillium alfredii, 1497 nucleotides. RefSeq names its product bromodomain-containing protein. Gene Ontology annotation, biological process: chromatin remodeling. The transcript has 6 exons. Gene Ontology annotation, molecular function: protein binding. The record is from RefSeq and is a predicted model, not a curated record. Gene Ontology annotation, cellular component: RSC-type complex. NCBI's taxonomy places the organism in Eukaryota, Fungi, Ascomycota, Eurotiomycetes, Eurotiales, Aspergillaceae. The coding region runs from base 1 to 1497 and encodes 498 amino acids.
AUGAGCUCCAAACGGCGGGUGGCUGCUGCGGCGUCACCAGAGACGAGACUCCGAGGCCAGAAACGUCGCAAAGUCUCCGACGAUGACCUCGUGGAACCGGAAGAGCCCAAUCACGCGUCGUCAAACCCGCGCUCAGAGUCAGCGGAGCAAGCCGAAGCAGAUGGAACCCCAGACUCUGAGGGUGAAUUGAAAGCAGACUUUGAAGGGGACAGUCUCCAAACGGCACAGGACAAAAUCAUGUCGGAGUUGACCCGAUUGAGAGAUUCCGAUGACCAGGAAGUCUCCUUUCCAUUCAUCGGCAAGCCAGACCGUAACCUCUACCGAGACUAUUAUGAAAUCAUCCAACAUCCGGUGUCGCUUAGGAGCAUCCAAAAGAAGGUUCGCGGUACAGAUAGUCGCAAGAACUCCUCAAAAACAACCGCCUAUCCCACAUGGCAGUCCUUCGAAGAAGAAGUCAGUUACAUAUGGCGGAAUGCUAGGGAGUACAAUGAGGACGGCAGUGAGAUUUCGAAUCUUGCCGGUAUUCUGGAGGAUUAUUUCAAAAGACGAGUUGCGGAAGCCAAGAAACUCGUUCCAGAUCCCAUCCAGGUAGAUAAAGACCCCGAAAUGCCUCGUAUCAAAUUGAAGAUGGGCCCGAGGAUGUCCGAUACUCCUUCGAAGAACGGGCAGCAGUCCGGCGUGACAGUCGACAACGAAUCUCUCGAACGACAGCAGGAACUGGUCAAGACCGGAUCGACGAGUCAAGAUGUCGAGGCACACCGAAUGUCCCCUCGGACAAGGUCCCUUCGAAAGCCUCUUGCCAGUCCCAGGUCCAGCGCCGCUACUACCCCAUCUGCCCCGGAACAUUCACAGACUGUUCCCACCAGAGGUCGAGAUUUGCUCGCCUCAAAGGGUGAUACGUCCAUGGCAUCUUCUCAGUUUGCCGAGAUUGGUCACUUGUACAAUGCCCCCGGAAUCUCCGGGGAGCCACCGGCAGAUAUCGCCGGACAUUCGCUUUCGAGCGCCGGUGGACUAAUUUCUCAUGAUGUUCCAGCUUCCUUGCAUCCGCCUCCAAGUGUAUCACCCAUGGACUCGAUUUUAAGGCGCCCGGGCCAAGAUGCAAGUUCUGCCUUAAUCCGCAAUGUUCAAAUUCUCAGCCAUUCAUCGUUGUCUUUGCACCAUGACUUUUGUUUAGAUAUACCCCCAUCCUCGACGGUUUCCCAGCAAACGAUCACGGUUAGCCUUCCGGCAUCACAUCACCUGCUCACGAUUAGGCCUCAUUUGGCGGCCGGUACUGCCCAGCAGCAGGUGAAGCUGGUCGCUUUUCUGGGCAUGCAACGGCUCCAUCCGUCUGGUGAUACCACGACGCUCUCAUAUGAUAUUCAACUGCAUCCUGGCACGAUCAAGGUUGACCUGGAAGCUAUUGUUGGGCCGGCCAGGGGAGUCCCAAAAUCCGGGCCACCUGGUUCGGAUGUCGACUAUGAGCGUGUCAGCAUCUUUUUCAACCUGCUGCGGUGA